UAAAGUUUGUAAACAUUAAAAAUGUUUUGAACUUUUUAGCCGAAAAGAAAAUUUUAUUUUUUAUUGCUGUAUCGAAAUUGAAAUUUUCGAAUACACAUUUUCUCUAAAAUGUUAAAUAUUUAUGUGGUGUUAUGUAAAUUUUAAUUUCUUUGGAAUACAUUAUUUUAACAUUACACAUUUUCUUCAAGAUCGUUUCCACAAUUGGAAAAAAUUAUGACUUCAGUUCUGAAGGAUAAAGACAUUAAUAAUCGCAAAGUCAUUUUCAACUAUCCAUUAUUAAAAUUAUUGAUACUUCAGGAAUCUGAUAUGACAGAAGAAAUGAAAACUGAUACAAUGGACCUUUGUGUCUCUUCAUAUGAAAAGUAUUCUACAGACCAUGAGAAAGUUGCUCGCCUUAUUAAAGAAACCUUGGACCAGAAAUAUGGUGCUUCCUGGCAUGUUGUUGUGGGAGAAGCCUUUGGAUUCCAAAUAUCCCAUGAUGCAAAACAUUUAAUGUACAUGUUUUUAGCUGGGAACAAAGCAAUAUGUGUGUGGAAGUGUUCUUAAAUGCAUUGCCUUAUUUUUAUAGCUUUUAAUUAUUUAUUUUCAUUUCAUUUAAUAUGUACAUAUUGAGAUUAAAAUUAUGUUUAUACUUUUUUUUGAAUAAAAAUUGUUGAGCUUAGAAAAUAAA
Molecule: messenger RNA, 670 nt
Organism: Argiope bruennichi
Lineage: Eukaryota; Metazoa; Arthropoda; Arachnida; Araneae; Araneidae
Product: dynein axonemal light chain 4-like
Exons: 4
Coding region: 214-546 (110 amino acids)
Biological process (GO): microtubule-based process
Cellular component (GO): dynein complex
Molecular function (GO): dynein light intermediate chain binding; dynein intermediate chain binding
Source: RefSeq, a predicted model, not a curated record